Messenger RNA from Ceratotherium simum simum (southern white rhinoceros), 2758 nucleotides. Lineage: Eukaryota; Metazoa; Chordata; Mammalia; Perissodactyla; Rhinocerotidae. The record is from RefSeq and is a predicted model, not a curated record.
GGUUUAGAGGUCAGAGGAUCCGUGUAAUGAGGUGUUUAGGAAAAAAAAAAUAAAAGCAAAGCAGCCCUCAGAACUAGGAAUGGCUGAUGAGCCACUAACAGAAAAGCCUUAUUAAAUUGGGCUCUACUGCUGGAGGGGUUGUUGGAGCUGCUUCAGGGAUUCCAGGGAAGGGUAGCCCCCCCCCCCCAAAAAAAAAAGAGCUAGCUGGAACCAGAGCCAACAGAAUUGCUGAUGAAGAAAGUUUAAAGGCCUACCCACAAGGGUCCCUGGACCGGAGAGGUGGCAGUAGGGCUGGUAAUGUCACUAUGCUGAGCAGCAAGAAGAAAUACAUUGUCAAUGGCAACUCUGGGAUUAAAGCCCAGCAGAUCCAAUUUGCUGACCAGAAGCAAGAAUUCAACAAACGUCCCACCAAACUUGGACGUCGCUCUCUGUCUCGUUCCAUUUCUCAGUCAUCUACUGACAGCUAUAGCUCAGCGGCUUCAUAUACAGAUAGCUCUGAUGAUGAGACAUCUCCCAGGGACAAGCAGCAAAAGAACUCCAAGGGAAGUAGUGACUUCUGUGUCAAGAACAUCAAACAGGCAGAGUUUGGACGAAGAGAAAUUGAAAUUGCUGAACAAGAAAUGCCGGCACUGAUGGCUUUGAGGAAGAGAGCUCAAGGAGAAAAACCUUUGGCUGGAGCCAAGAUUGUGGGUUGCACACACAUCACUGCUCAGACUGCUGUGCUUAUGGAAACUCUAGGUGCUCUGGGGGCACAGUGCCGAUGGGCUGCCUGCAACAUCUAUUCCACUCUCAAUGAAGUGGCUGCUGCUCUAGCAGAAAGUGGAUUUCCUGUCUUUGCCUGGAAAGGAGAGUCAGAAGAUGACUUUUGGUGGUGCAUUGAUAGAUGUGUGAAUGUGGAAGGCUGGCAGCCGAACAUGAUCUUGGACGAUGGAGGGGAUCUUACUCACUGGAUUUAUAAGAAGUAUCCCAACAUGUUUAAGAAAAUCAAGGGCAUAGUAGAGGAAAGUGUUACUGGAGUCCAUAGGCUGUACCAGCUAUCCAAAGCUGGGAAGCUGUGUGUUCCAGCCAUGAAUGUCAAUGACUCAGUCACCAAACAGAAAUUUGACAACCUCUACUGUUGCCGUGAAUCAAUUCUUGAUGGACUUAAAAGGACAACAGACAUGAUGUUUGGUGGAAAGCAGGUGGUGGUUUGUGGCUAUGGAGAGGUAGGGAAGGGGUGCUGUGCUGCCUUAAAAGCCAUGGGCUCCAUUGUGUAUGUAACUGAGAUUGACCCCAUCUGUGCUCUUCAAGCCUGUAUGGAUGGAUUUCGACUGGUGAAAUUAAAUGAGGUCAUCCGACAAGUGGAUAUUGUAAUUACCUGUACAGGUAACAAGAAUGUGGUAACCAGAGAGCACUUGGAUCGCAUGAAGAAUAGCUGCAUCGUUUGUAAUAUGGGACAUUCCAACACGGAGAUUGACGUGGCGAGUCUGCGGACACCGGAACUGACCUGGGAGCGAGUGAGAUCUCAAGUUGACCAUGUAAUAUGGCCUGACGGCAAGAGGAUAGUAUUGCUGGCAGAGGGCCGUCUGCUGAAUCUAAGCUGCUCCACAGUGCCUACAUUUGUGCUUUCAAUCACCGCUACUACUCAGGCUCUUGCCUUGAUAGAGCUUUACAAUGCUCCUGAGGGUCGCUAUAAGCAGGAUGUCUACUUGUUGCCCAAGAAAAUGGAUGAGUAUGUGGCGAGCCUACACCUGCCCACCUUUGAUGCCCACCUGACAGAGCUGACAGAUGAACAGGCCAAGUACCUGGGACUCAACAAGAAUGGGCCCUUCAAGCCUAAUUACUACAGGUAUUAAGUUCCUGUAACUCAAGCCAGAAGAAGUUUUAAGGACUAGAACUCCAAGUCUUUUCUCCACUCCUAUACAGGAAAGAACCCAAGCUGCUUCUCUAAUCAGCUGCCCGCCGUGCUCACCCUAUAUGUUAGGUUAUUUAUUUAUUAAAAUCUAGAAUCCUGUGCCUGCCACCUUGGCCCAGAGUGUGGUUACUGCUCUGAGGGCUAUGAGAGCCACAGAGGACAGGCUGAGGAAGGAAAGAAAUGGGGUAACAAUUCCCAGUGCAUCUUUUGCAUCAUUCCCCAUUGACUCGGAAUCCUCAGCAAUGGUCAUUUUUCUCUUGUCCGGGCUCGGGAGUUAGUCCAGGGAUUCCAGAUUCCUUGUUCCUUGAGGUUUUCUGGAAUAAAUUUUCAGCAGCUGCUGCCUUUCUCAGCUUUGGCCUUCCCCAGGUGAGGCCUUUUGGAAGCCACUAAAUUAACAUGGCCUGGAUUCCCAGCCUUGACCAUCACUGUCACUGCCUUCUUUAUAAAAUGGCUAGGAAGGAAGGAGUGUUUUGACUUUGGCAAGCUACACUGAGAACUCAGCUGUGCCUGUGCUUACUGGGAGUCUCCUUCUUUUCCCAGGAAUCCUUUCUUCUCCUUGAAUAUUUAUGUCUAUUUUAACACUUUCUGGUUCCAAGAGGAAUGUGUCUCCAUUAUUUCCUCAGCACCUCUGGUGUUUGUCAGACAUUUGUUUUGCUGUCUUUCUAACCCAGUUAACCUCUGCUCAGGAAGUGGGGGCCAGCCCCACUGGGGCCCAUAGUUUUACUUCCUUGUCAUUUAACUGGAUGGUUCCCCUGGAAGCUCCCUCCAGAUUGGAACUGCCUCAGAAAAGGAGGGCUUAUUGUAAAACACUGCUUCUUGAAAUUUCCUGUUAUUGCCUACAACUACUUCUGAAACUGAGCAAAA